ACCAUAGAAACGAAACGGAAGUUUACUGCCACGGAAUCUCAAACCAUCUUUGGGUAACAUCAAGUUACCAAGAUUAGUAACAUUUUGUAUUUUACGUGCAUGAAACUCAAACCCGAGCAUAGCACUGUUUAGAUAUAGACUCAUACUCAAACUAAAAGUUAUUUUACUCAAGUUGGUGUCGUAAUUUAGCAUUGUCAGAGCUUCUUCUGUCGGAGUUAGCUGUCCAGCUAGCUCUAAUGCUCGGUGGCUGGACAUGUUUAAAGCAAAAGUUCUCUUUAUUGGUCCCAAUGAGAGUGGGAAAACGGUUCUUGCUAAUUUUCUCUCAGACACAGCAGAUGUUGGAGGUGAAUACAGACCUACACAAGGAGUAAGGAUACUGGAAUUUGAAUCACAAGCGGAAGGCAGUCAUGACAAUGACAAAUGUGAUGUCGAACUUUGGGACUGUUCGGGAGAUUUUAAAUUGGAAACAUGCUGGCCUGCAAUAUUAAAGGACUCCAGCGGCGUUGUGAUCAUUUUUAAUCCUGAUGUUCCAAGUCACCUAAAGGAAAUAGAGACGUGGCAUUCGAUGUUCAUUUCCUCUCAGGGCUUGCAGGACAGCCAGUGUUUACUCAUUGCUCACCACAAGCCCGGCAGCGUAGUGCAAGAUGGACGGCUCCCUUUAGCCUCACAUCUAGGCCGACUGCCGCUUAUCCACUCCAACCUGGAGGAGGAGCCUGAGGAUGUGAAGCAAGCUUUCUGCAGAUACUUAGGAAGUGUUGUGAAGGCAAUGUCGGAGAGCCGAGAACGAGAGGAGAUGUCCAUCAUUACAUAGCUGCAAAAUCCUUAAAUUAUGCAGCUUGAUAUAAACACAUUCACAUUUGUUUUAAUGAUAUAUUUUGGUUGUCAUUAAAUCCUCCACAACACCAUGUAAAUACUUUCCUACAAUUAUGUGUAUGGUCCGUUUUGUUGACUUAUAUUUGUUUUCUUUCGUGAAUAAAAGGUCCCGAAAUGAUAUUUUUAAAGACAGCAAAUAUCUGACUUUAGAAAUUGUUUAUUUGAA
Eleginops maclovinus (Patagonian blennie) is the source of this 1039-nucleotide messenger RNA. RefSeq names its product intraflagellar transport 22 homolog (Chlamydomonas) (gene ift22). Gene Ontology annotation, biological process: intracellular protein transport. Lineage: Eukaryota; Metazoa; Chordata; Actinopteri; Perciformes; Eleginopidae. Gene Ontology annotation, molecular function: GTPase activity. The record is from RefSeq and is a predicted model, not a curated record. The coding region runs from base 254 to 811 and encodes 185 amino acids. The transcript is spliced from 5 exons. Gene Ontology annotation, cellular component: endomembrane system.